GGCGGGGAGAGAGCGGCCGGGCAGCCCCUGGAGCCCCUCCGAGGACAAUGCACCCGGCGCUGGGCCACCCUCGCGCGCUCUCGUCCGCACCCGCCUCCUUUCCGCCGCCCCCCGCCGCCGCCCGGCUACAGCCCCUCUUCCUCCGGGGGGGCUCCUCCCGCGGCCGGAGAGGCUCGNGCGACAGCAGCACCAGCACCAGCACCAGCCGCGGGGGGGGCGGCGGCAGACGCGGCGGAGGCGGCGGCUCCCCGAGCAGCAGCACAGGCGCGGAGCGAGAGGACGACGACGAGAGCAUUAGCAUCAGCAAGCCACUGGUGCCCGCCGCCGCCGCGCUCCCCGGGCCCCCGGCUCAGGGGGGCGUCCCAGUCUCCGCCACCGCGCCCGCCGCCGCCUCCUCCACUUCCACGCCCACCUCCUCCUGCAGCAUGACCGCCGCGGACUUCGGCGCGGGCGCCGCGGCCGGCACCGUCGGGGGCCCCGGGAGCCGCUCGGCGGCGGGCGCAGGCGGCACGGGGACCGGCGGCGGCGCCUCCUGCUGCUCGUGCUGCUGUUGCUGCUGCGGCCGCCCCACUCGCUCCGGCCGUAGGGGUCGGCGCCGGGGCUGCUCGCCAAGCCCCGGGUGCCGCUGGGGCUACCAGGCGCUGUCUGUGGUGCUGCUGCUGGCGCAGGGCGGUCUGCUGGACCUGUACCUCAUUGCUGUCACUGACCUGUACUGGUGCUCUUGGAUCGCCACCGACCUGGUGGUGGUAGUGGGCUGGGCCAUCUUCUUCGCCAAGAACAGCCGGGGCCGUCGGGGCGGCCCAGCGAACAGCACGCACAACCAUCACCAGCUCCACCACCACUCGGCUCCGCCUCUGCACCUAUCCGCUGCGGCGUCGGCGGGGGCCGGGGCCAAGGCUCGCGGGGGCCGAGGAGGUUCUGGAGGCUCCGGAGCCGGGCCGGGGACGGCUGGGGCAGCGGGCGAGUUCGCCUUUGCGUACCUGGCUUGGCUCAUCUACUCCAUCGCUUUCACCCCUAAGGUGGUGCUCAUCCUGGGCACAUCCAUCCUGGACCUCAUCGAGCUGCGCGCGCCCUUUGGCACCACGGGCUUUCGCCUUACCAUGGCGCUGUCCGUGCCGCUGCUCUACAGCCUAGUGCGUGCCAUUAGCGAGGCGGGCGCGCCCCCGGGCUCGGCGGGUCCCCUGCUCCUGCAGCCACAGCAGCAUCGCGCCGCGGGCUGCUUCCUGGGCACGUGUCUGGACCUGCUGGACAGCUUUACACUGGUGGAGCUGAUGCUGGACGGCCGCGUGCCGCUUCCGGCGCACCUGCGCUACCUGCUCAUCGCCGUCUACUUCCUCACUCUUGCCUCCCCAGUGCUCUGGCUGUACGAGCUGAACACUGCCGCAGCAGCUCCGUCCUGGGGCCAGGCCUCCGGGCCCGGAAGCUGCAGCCGCCUUUUACGUUUGCUGGGCGGCUGCCUGGUGGACGUGCCCUUGCUGGCGCUGCGCAGCCUCCUGGUCGUGAGCUACCAACAGCCGCUGUCCAUCUUUAUGCUCAAGAACCUCUUUUUCCUUGGCUGCCGUGGCCUGGAGGCCUUGGAGGGCUGUUGGGACCGGGGGAGUUGGGUAUCCCCAAGUCGGGCCAGAAGCAGCUAUGGUGCUCCUCCCUCUGCCCCUCCCCCACCUCCCCCACCACCACCUCAGGGAGGCUCCCAGCGGGGCCACUUGGAAAAUGAAGGGGGCCCUCAUGGCUAUGUCAACACUCUAGCUGUUGCCUCUCAGAAUUGAAGCAGUGAAGGGCAGGGGCCCUGAUCUUGGCUUUAGGGUUUCCGCCCCCCUUGGCUGUGUUUGGAGGUAACUGUCGAUAAGACAGAAGGCCAGUGGAUUCUUCUGCACCCCAUGGGUAGAGACUGCUUGGAGGGAGACCAGCAAUAUACCGUGAGGAAGAAGGGCCCAUGUUCACCACAGUCUUCUUCCCUGUCCGGACAUACAAGGGAUUGGAUACAUGUGCCACCCGCUUUUCUCGCCUUCAUCCUGAUUCCUAUUCGGAAAGGGGUUCAGGCAGGGAUAGUGAGCAUUGGGGUGUGUGUGUGUGUGUGUGUGUGUGUGUGUGUGUGUGUAGUGUAUUUUCUGGGUGUCAGUUUCAUGCCCCUUGCAGUGGGAAGGAGAUCUAGAGAGGCCUUGCUUCACAGCACACAUACCACCAUGCUUUCCUGCCUGGCUGAUGACCACCGUCCCCUCGAUGGAGUUGCUUAUUUGCUGUACUCCAAGGGGGGAGCUCACCCAGGGUCUUCCUCCCUCCUGCCCNUCUCUGCUCAGCUUGGGGAGGAGCAGGUCUCUAUGGAAGGACCAAACACCCACCCUUUCUUGGGUGAGCACNCAUCUCUACCUCUGUGCUUCCAUUUCCAGUGCAUCACACACUGAUGCUGCUUGAAAAAAGAAAAAAAUCAAACACUCAGAAGUUGCAUUCAACAGGGCCACUGGAUCCCCUUGGGGUUUGGUGCCAGAUAUUACAGGGUCUGUGGAGUACCAGCCAUUGGCUUGCUCUCCCUUCGCUCCUCCCNCUGCACCAGAAUAGUUAUCCUGCCUGUGUUGGUGCCAGCCGGGUUGGAAUUGGGUUCACAGCAACUGCUUUAGCGCAUUCAAAUGUGUGUGAGGUCAGGCCCUUAGGGACCCGGGCAGUAGCACCUGUGCCUUUAGAAAGCUUGGCAUAGAGCUGAGAGGGUGUGACCUUUCACCUCUCCUCUGCUUCAGAUCUCUUCAGGGAGAAGGCACANUGUGGAACCCUCCUGCCUAGCCUUCCCCAGCAGGGUUNCCCUGGAGAGGCUGUCCUUAGGAUUGUCCUUCAAGGGAAGUCAGGGUUGGCUCCUGCAGGCUUCACGAGGGAUGUCAUCCUUGGAGUCUUUAAGGCAGGAUAUGGAUUCUGAGGGCAAUCAAGGUUCAGAAGGCACAGGAGCCAGGCCGGGGUAUACUCACCCCAACAAUGGGGUUGGGGGCGGGAGGGUUCCUCUCCUUCUUUUUUGGGAGUUUUAUGUAGCGUAAUGAACCUAGACAAGAGACCAGAAAAAAAUGAUCUGUAGUUCUGUCUGUUACCUGCUAGGUUUGAAUACCAUACCAUUUUACUGUUUAGGCCUCUNGGGUAGUAUUCUUUGAGUUGGGGCUUGAAGGGUCUGGUCAUAAUGCUGCCGUAAAGGUAGUCAGAGAGGAGCUGUNCAGGUGGACUUGAGGAGGGCUCGGCUUCCGUACCAUGUCUGGCCUUAGGCUGGGAGACCUGAGGGAGGUUUGCCAGCUAGGGUAGGGGACAGGCAUCACAGGGUCCUCUAAAGCCAAGCACAGGGGAAGGCCCAAAGUGCCAAGUCGCUGACUAAUAACUCAGCAGCCAGGCCCAUAUCCCUCAUUCCCUUCACCUUUGUUAAGACCUUCUGAGAACCAAGGGCUGUAUGGGGCCCCUCUUAUUCAGCUGCCCAGGGCUAUGGGCUGAGGGUAUCUAUGUGGACAGAAGUGUGGACGGCUGAGCUGGAACACUCGUGGGCCUGCCCAGNUAGCGUGGGCCGUGUGGAGGGUGUUUACAGUCUGCNUUACAGUCUGCGCUCUACGCUCCUGCUCUCUCAACUUCGGCCAACUAGCUGCUUUUCACAGUAAGCCUGCCUUUUCUCCUCAGCCUGGCUGACUGUCUUUCUGACUGGACUCANGGUCCUGAGCCUAAGACCUGGGCGGGGGCUGCAGCUGCUCCCAGUGCUCUGACUGUGUCCCCCAGCUUCGCUGUGUUUCUUGCUACCUAAUUUCAAUGACUGUGAAAAGAAAUGAUCUCUGAGCCAUGGCCGGCUCUGGCUGGCCCCCAACCCACCCUCUUUCUACUGUUUGGAUAGCUGUCCCUCUGCUGUGGAAAUGCUGUCUGCUGCUGAGAGACUGCCACUGGAUUUAGGACAGGAAGGCUACCAUUUCCUUGGUACNUCAAGAGACAUGGUCACAUGGCCACGUGUGAGCGAGGCCAGGGUUGCUGAGGGCCUAGUGAGGGCCCAGCACAGGUCCUGUACAUCAUCUACAAGUCUUCUGUGAGUAUCUGACUCAGGGCUGGUCCCUUCCUCUGGGCUAUUUAUUCUGGCUCUUUUCAGUCAUUCCCCUGUUCCAUUCACACAUGACCUACUAGGAAGUCCUCUUUGUUUCCUCUCUUGCUUUCUAGGGUAUCUGUAGACAGGGAUCAGACUUGAGAUGUCCCCAAAGUGUCAUGACCAGAAUAGUAGACUGUCCUGAGUCCCGGAGAAUGGNCUAUGGAAGGAAGGCUGGGCUCAGAAUUUAGCCUCGUGGGCUCCUAGCCUCUGAGCAUGGAAGCAGAGGGCCUGAUCCCUGAGCUUCAAAUGGUACCUGAGUUUUAAAAACAAGUUAAUUACUUUGUAAUACUGACGUUUAAACCCAGGGCCUCAGGCACGCUCGGCGAAUGCUUGUCAGCCUGCCGAGCAACAUCCCCAACACCAAGUCUUACUCAGUCUGUGCUCUCUAAAGACUUGCAUCCCAUCUUUUAAACAUUUCUUUGAGUGGGUGUCUCACUGUGUUCCCAGGGCUGGCUUAGAAUUUGGGGGUUUAGGAGACCCUCUUUAGCCUCCCAAGGAAACAGGAGUGCCCUGUUUCAUCCAACCAAGACUGUUCCUGUUAACCAUGCUCUGGGAAGCUGGCCGGUGUGGGGGCCCAGAGCUGGGACAGCAAGCCCGGAAGAGGCAGAGAAGUGGCACCUCGCUAGCAUUCAUCACAUUUCCCACCCC
Molecule: messenger RNA, 4738 nt
Organism: Mus caroli (Ryukyu mouse)
Lineage: Eukaryota; Metazoa; Chordata; Mammalia; Rodentia; Muridae
Gene: Tmem121b
Product: transmembrane protein 121B
Source: RefSeq, a predicted model, not a curated record